Fraxinus pennsylvanica is the source of this 309-nucleotide messenger RNA. NCBI's taxonomy places the organism in Eukaryota, Viridiplantae, Streptophyta, Magnoliopsida, Lamiales, Oleaceae. The record is from the annotation of a GenBank genome assembly.
AUGGCCAGAACUGGGAUAAAAAACGUAAAGCCAUUGUUGCUUAUCAGGCCAUUCGCCAUGCUGCAGAGGCAAGAAGUUGUACGUUGCAUUAGCACGUCGAAUCACCGAGAAAACAGAAGAGAAGUGAUUUCCAAGAAACGCGAGGAAGACGAGGAAUGCUGGAUGCCUGAUCCACGCACGGGAAUAUAUUACCCGAAAGGCCAUGAAGGGGUGAUGGAUGAUAUUCCAAGCAAUGCAGCAACCUUUGAAAAGGUUUUCUGGUUUAGGAACCAGGAUGGAGUUGACAAACCAGAUCCUAUAGAUAAUUAA